CACUAACUGGUCGGGAGGAGGAGGGGGGGGAGGACCCGUGAAGUCUGCCGCUGGCCUGGAAAAGGAGACGGGAGAAAAAGCAAAAAGUUGUGUCAACUUUUGAGGCACGGAGGUUGAAACUCGCCGUCGUCAGCUGCAGCAGACUCGGACUGACGAAGAUGGCGCGGAGCUUCGGACGUGCCACGUCUCGGUUUACUCAUGAAAUACAAAUAUGCCCCAGAAAGAUGAUAACAUUUGCAGUUGGGUUGUGUUUCUGUCUGGUUUUUCCCUCUAUCGCGGAUGCUGGACUGUACACGGCUUCUGACCAGGUCAUCGUGUUGAGUCCGGAGAAUGUGGACUCGGUUUUAGUGAACUCUUCAGCAGCUUUGGUUGUGGAGUUUUACGCUUCAUGGUGUGGACACUGUGUCAACUUUUCUCCGUAUUACAAAAGCCUGGCUCGAGAUAUAAAUGAGUGGAAGCCAGCUGUGGACCUGGCAGCUUUGGACUGUGCUACAGAGGUCAACAUGAAGCUCUGUGUAAGAUUUGGAAUAACAGGGUAUCCCACUUUAAAGUUCUUCCAUGCGUAUUCAAAUGCUGGUGCUACAGGACAACGCUUCGGAGUUGCACAUCGCGAUGUUAGGCGGCUCCGUCAGAAGGUCAUAGACAAACUGGAAACCCAUGAGGAGCCCUGGCCCCCAGCCUGCCCCCCACUGGAGCCCACCAGCGAAGUGGAGCUUGUCAGCUUCUUUGAGACCAACAACGUUCAACACCUCGCUCUGAUCUUUGAGAAAGCUGGAUCCUUUAUCGGCCGAGAGGUCACCCUGGACCUAUUGCAGUUUGAGAACGUAGCUGUGCGGAGAGUCCUGAGCACUGAGGCAGGACUGGUGUCCAAACUGGGAGUGACUGAGUUUCCAUCCUGCUACCUUUACUUUCCUGGAGGCAACUUCACCCGACUCAAAGUCAACAUCGAGGCUCGUACUUUCUACUCUUACGCCCUCCAGAGGCUUCCUGGAGUGGUGAGAUCAGGGAAGCCUCCACCAGUCCUUACAGACGUCCGCACCAACACCACACAGGAGUCCUGGAGACCCUUUAACAAGUCCAGGGUGUACAUGGCAGACCUGGAGUCCACGCUGCACCACUCUUUGCGUCUGGAGCUAGCUGCUCAUUCUGUCAUCAAAGGAGAGACCCUGAUUUCUCUAAAGAACUACAUCUCUGUCCUGGUUAAGUACCUUCCAGGCCGUCCAAUCGUGAUGAACCUUUUGAAAUCAGUAAACUCUUGGCUCAACCAGGCAGGUGAUGAGAUUUCUUAUGAGGCACUCAGAGAGUUACUGGAUAACACAGCUCAGUCUUCAGACACUGCGUUGCCUGAAGGCGUGCGUUGGGUGGGCUGUCAGAGUUCACAAUCCCACCUGAGGCGUUACCCAUGUGGGCUGUGGACUCUCUUCCAUGUUCUUACUGUCCAGGCCAAGACCAGUGGAAGUACAGAUUCCCAGGAGGUGCUGAGUGCGAUGAGAAACUACAUCUACAACUUCUUUGGAUGCAGGCAUUGUGCUGAGCACUUUGAGAACAUGGCAAAGGAGAGUCUGGUAGAGGUGAACACAGUUUCAUCAACCAUCCUGUGGCUUUGGUCAAGACACAAUCGUGUCAACAACAGACUGGCAGGUGAUUUGAGCGAAGACCCUGACUUCCCAAAGAUCCAGUGGCCGUCUCCAAAAAUGUGUCCAUCCUGCCACUCAGUGACGGAUAACGGGGAGCACAGGUGGAACUACGUGCAGGUUCUCCCCUUCCUCAUGUCCUACUUCUCCUCCAGCAGUAUCCUUACAGAUUACCUGGAGAGUGAAAGUCAGAUCCUUGCAAAACAAAAGCAAAAACAUGCGAGUCGGCAGCAAGCUUUAGAGGCUCAGAAACAUGAACGGAAAACCAGGGAGGCCAUGGACUCCAUGACUCUUGCACCUCCACAGCCCUCUGUACAGGAGGAGGAGGAGGAGGAGGAGGAAGAGGAAGAGGGUACUCAGGAGGAAAUAGUGGCUGAUCAGGCGGUGGAAGGUGGGGAAGCAGCAGAGAUGGAGGCCAAGCCAACCUCUAACACCAAAACAGGAAUAGAGUCGGGCCGGCGGCGGGCACACGUGAAGCCAAGCAUUGUUGGAAUGAAGAUGCGAGAGCUGCCGGAGGACAUUGUGGAUCUCGAUUCUUUUGUCAACCAGCACUACAAGGCCAGGGCGCUGCGAUUGGCCGCCACCAGGGUAAAACAACGCACCCUGCAGCGCAAAGAGGAGCAGGAGCCCGGGGUUGUGUUCGGGCUCGGCAUGGAUCUGGACGUGGGGCUCGGUAUGGUCGGCCUGCAGCCAAUAUAUGAAGACUUUGAGCUCAACCAGAGAAAGCAACCACGGAAACGAGACCUGACAGGCCAGUACUUUGAUGAGGAGGAUGAGCUGAACCACAGGAGACGCUGGAUGAUGUCAGUGCUGAGCAUCGGAUUCUCCAGACUGGACAUCAGCCUGUGUGUCAUUCUUUAUUUCCUGUCCUGCAUGUGUCUUUUGGCCAUGUACCUUUUCUUUAAAAACCGCCUCAGGCUUAGGCGGUCAAAGGUAGUCUCACCCUGAACCAAAGGGCACCUAGAUUUUGACCUGAGUGGACAAUGAUUAACAUUCAUUAGGGUCAUGUAGGCUAAGAUUCAGGCUAAGGGGAUGUGUCAAGAUUAGUGCCAUCUUAGGACGUCCACUUAACUGUUACCUGCGGCAGAGGUAGGCGACUGCUUGCUUUAGCCUUGAUACUGUAGAAGUGUUUCUGACUGGAGAGGAGGGAAAAUGAAAGCGAUGCCUUCAAAUCUUUAACAAAUCACCUCAGUUAUUCAACCUUACACUAAAUCUGACCUGGGCUUUUCAGGCAGCACCUAAGCUGUGUAAAAUCUGUGUGUGCAUAUAGAUCUAUACUUCCAUGAGUGACUUGUUGUUUGGGGGUUUUGCCUGAGUUUGGGAUAAUGAAUCAUGCUUUAUUCUGAUUGACCACUUAUGAAGGAUUAGACCUAAUAUGACAUGGAGUUUCAUUGGUAUGAAGUCAAUGCAACUAAUUUCAUUCUUUUUUUACUAAGUAGUAUUUGUUGCUUUACUGACAUCAAUGUCAUUUAUAGAAGGCUCCUGAGAUUUCUUUUAAAUAUAUAUAUAUAUCUCAUGGAAGAGUGAAGACAUCCUCCACUGCUACCAUGUGUACUUUGACCAAAAAAACACUUGAAUUCAAAUUAUUUUAUAAAUACAAUCAACAUCACAUCGAUGAUCAUUAAGUGAUUCAAGAAAAUUUGUUCUGUUGUAUCUGAAAUUGCAGAUUAACUUGUUGUUGAUUGAGUUUUUCAUUUAUUAAUCAGAUAGAUAGUGGUAGUAAAAAAAAUAGUCCCUACAUUUUUUGUUUGUUUUAUUAACUUGAAGUCUGACAGGUGUAUUAAUGUGUCCAAUGCUGUGAAUGGACAGGCAGUUCAACACUAAAUUCCACCAGAGAGGACCAGAUCCCCUCCUCUCGUCCUGGCUCUUUUUCAGGUGGCUCCCCAAACACUACAUGAGUCAUUGAAUAUGACAUCAUACUGCUGAGUUCACAGAACAGCUACUCUGGUUCUUUAUGAGGUGUUGUGGAGCGACACAUGUUCACAGCGGACCAGGUUUUAGAAUAAGCAGGAUUUGUUUUUGGCUUGUGUUAACAAUGUUAAAUGUUCGCUUUCUCAAUCUCAAAGACACUGUUUUCUGUUUGUUUCUGUCUGAAUCAAUAAAAUUAUUUUUGAUAAGUA
Messenger RNA from Labrus mixtus (cuckoo wrasse), 3754 nucleotides. It is a transcript of the gene qsox1, whose product is annotated as quiescin Q6 sulfhydryl oxidase 1. Gene Ontology annotation, biological process: protein folding. The record is from RefSeq and is a predicted model, not a curated record. Gene Ontology annotation, molecular function: flavin-dependent sulfhydryl oxidase activity; protein disulfide isomerase activity. The transcript has 13 exons. The coding region runs from base 159 to 2582 and encodes 807 amino acids. NCBI's taxonomy places the organism in Eukaryota, Metazoa, Chordata, Actinopteri, Labriformes, Labridae. Gene Ontology annotation, cellular component: Golgi membrane.